AUGUCAAAUAUAUUUACGGACACUGAGAUGGAGGAGCAAUACCAAGAGGACGAUGACAUUAACCAACAAGAAGAGUUAGUUUGUGACCAAGAUAUGAUGGAUGAACAGAAUGAAUCCCUUGCAUUUGAUUUUUAUCUGAAAUACUCAAAGUCAAAGGGUUUUAGUGCAAGGAAGAGUAAGACUUUCAAGAAUAGUAUUGGCGAGGUUUACAAACAAAAGUUUGUAUGUCAUAGGCAAGGAUUCAGGGAGGAGAAGUAUUACACGAUGAAAAAAAGGAAGAAGGAGCCUAGAUUGGAAACAAGAACUGGGUGUGAAGCCCGAAUGGAUGUUAAAUUUGUACCUGAAACUGGAAGGUGGCAUAUCUUUUAUUUCUCUGACAAACACAACCAUAAUCUAUUGGAUACACAAUUUAGUGCUAUGUUGCCUGCCCAUAGAAAAAUAUCAGAGGCAGAUAUUAUGCAAAUGAUGAACAUGCUAAAGUCUGAGAUUAGCACUUCACAGAUAUUUGGUCUUCUAGCUAGCCAAGCAGACAGGUAUGAAUUUGUUGGCUAUGGUCCUAGAGAUAUGUACAAUGAGAUUGCAAGGCAAAGGCGUCAAGUUCCUGGUAAUGUAGCACGAGUGUUGAAGAAGUUGGAGGAUAUACGGUUGAAGGAUCCACAAUUAUAUUUCAAGGCAUGUCAUGAUUCAAUAGAAUUUGGCCUUGAGGAUAAGCCGUGGGUAAACAACAUAUAUGAAGAGAAGCAUAUGUGGGCUACUCUAUAUAUAAGAGAGAAAUUUCAAAGGUGUGUUGCACACUUGCGCUUUAAAAAAUUUAAUGAUGAUUAUGAAUCUACACGUGGGGUGUCCGUCAUGCAGACUUGUAUAGAGCUGCUAGAGAGAUUUGCUGCUGAGGUAUACACUCAGGAGAUAUUUCUAUUGUUUCAGCAUUUUCUUUCUAGAGUUGGAUCAACGCGGGUGCUAAACAUAGAGAAUCACGAUAAUUACUUAAAAAUGGAGUCAUUUGGAAUUCUUUGCGAACAUAUUGUGAAAGUUCUGGUUGACAGAGACAUUUGUGAGAUUCUCUGGUCAUUAGUGUUGGAUAGAUGGACAAAGAAGGUGAAAUCAGCACUCAAUGAUGCAAGUGGGUUCACUAGGAAUGCUGUUGUUAUUAGUCGUCAAAGUGCCUUGAUGGAGUUUUCUAAAUAA
This is a messenger RNA of Arachis duranensis, 1185 nucleotides long. RefSeq names its product protein FAR1-RELATED SEQUENCE 11-like. The coding region runs from base 1 to 1185 and encodes 394 amino acids. The record is from RefSeq and is a predicted model, not a curated record. The transcript is spliced from 5 exons. NCBI's taxonomy places the organism in Eukaryota, Viridiplantae, Streptophyta, Magnoliopsida, Fabales, Fabaceae.